This is a messenger RNA of Vicia villosa (hairy vetch), 375 nucleotides long. Its product is annotated as cysteine proteinase inhibitor-like. The record is from RefSeq and is a predicted model, not a curated record. The transcript has 2 exons. Gene Ontology annotation, molecular function: cysteine-type endopeptidase inhibitor activity. NCBI's taxonomy places the organism in Eukaryota, Viridiplantae, Streptophyta, Magnoliopsida, Fabales, Fabaceae. Bases 19 to 375 code for a protein of 118 amino acids.
ACAGGGAAAAUAGAGAGGAUGGAUGUGAACAAGAAAGAGGAAGAAAAAGUGGAAGAGGAAUACGAAGACAGUGACGACGACAUGUGCGUAGGACAAAUUGAGGAAUGUGAAGACAUCCCUAAACUUAAUAGCUUGGCUGGUUUUGGUGUUGAUCAACACAAUAAGAAAGAGAAUGCAAAUCUGAAGUUUGUGGAAGCAAUAAAUGGAACAGGGCAGUGGAUUGGCGCAGGAAUGUCAUAUCACAUUACAUUUAAGGCUAAGGAUGAAGAGAAGGGGAAUAUGUAUGAAACAGAGGUUUGGGAGCAACCAUGGUCGAACUACAUGGAACUAUGUGAGUUCAAGCUCGUGGGUGAUGCUUCUUCUGUUGGUUGCUAG